UACUUUCUCUCUCUUACUAGCCGCCGGCACAAAAAAGAUGCUGCAGUUGAACAUGAAAUGAGAAGUCCGAAGAAGCCACACGCAACGCAAACACGAAAAUCUCGUCGGAGAAGACUGGAUAUUCUAAAGCUGAGAACUGCCGAUUUGAUCCCCAGGCCGCCGGCGAUGUCAAACCUCGAGGACAUUCGCGACAGUUCCGGCGAAUUGGUUUACGGGCACGUUUCGAUGAUGGGGCGGCGGAGGGCGAUGGAGGAUGCGGUGACGGUUGCGCCGCCCGGGUGGUUCGCCGGAGAGUACUAUUUUUUCGCGGUUUACGACGGGCACGGCGGAGCUAAGGUGGCGGAGAAGUGCGGGGAGACUAUGCACAAGUGCCUCGCGGCGCAUAUGGAGAAGGCGAGAAAGCUGCCGGAGGUGGAGGAGGAGGAGGAGCGGGGUUUUGAUUGGGAGAAGGUGAUGGUGGAUUGUUUUGGUGAUAUGGAUCAAGAGUUUUCGGAUGAGGUGGCGCACGGAGAGGCUGAGCAGCUGUAUUGGAGGAUGGGAUCAACGGCGGUCGUUGUGCUGGUGGGAAAGGCGGAGGUGGUGGUUGCUAACUGCGGGGACUCGAGGGCGGUGCUUUAUCGCGGCGGAGCGGUAGUCCCCAUAUCGACUGACCAUAAGCCUGAUAGACAAGAUGAGAAACAGAGGAUAGAAGCUGCUGGAGGAAGCGUCACAAAUCGGAACGGGUGGCGCGUCCAAGGAGUUCUUGCCACUUCAAGAUCCUUGGGUGAUCAUUAUUUGAAACCUUAUGUAACCCCAGUGCCUGAAGUGACCGUAGUAAAACAUUCGGAUUCCGACGAAUUUUUGAUAAUAGCAACCGACGGUUUGUUUAAUGUUGUGUGUAAUGAAGUUGCAUGCGAGCUUGUGAAGCAAUGUCUGACGAGCGGCCAUAAUAGUAGACAGGCUGGUGCUUCUGUGGCAGCUACUUUGCUUGCUGAGCUGGCGAUCGCCAAUGGAAGCAAAGACAACAUUAGUGUCAUCAUUGUACAACUUAAUUAAGUGAAAAUCGACACCAAUGCUUUUGGAAUAUUUACCCUUUUUUUUUUCUUUUUGGUGUGUUUACUUGAAUUAGUGUAAAAGGCAAUCAAUCUGGACUCUUGUUUUUUCGGUUGUAGGUUUGUGAGCGUAUCGAGUGUCGAAAUAGUAUCUGCUAUGUGAAAUCAACUGUCGUUGUGUCUUUUUUCUUUUCUUUUAAAUAAUUUUCGAGGUGAUUUUACGAGUUU
Erythranthe guttata (spotted monkey flower) is the source of this 1259-nucleotide messenger RNA. RefSeq names its product putative protein phosphatase 2C 8. Gene Ontology annotation, biological process: protein dephosphorylation. The record is from RefSeq and is a predicted model, not a curated record. Lineage: Eukaryota; Viridiplantae; Streptophyta; Magnoliopsida; Lamiales; Phrymaceae. Gene Ontology annotation, molecular function: protein serine/threonine phosphatase activity; cation binding.